Thermochaetoides thermophila DSM 1495 is the source of this 2487-nucleotide messenger RNA. Its product is annotated as putative aflatoxin efflux pump protein. The transcript has 3 exons. The coding region runs from base 1 to 2487 and encodes 828 amino acids. The record is from RefSeq and is a predicted model, not a curated record. Lineage: Eukaryota; Fungi; Ascomycota; Sordariomycetes; Sordariales; Chaetomiaceae. Gene Ontology annotation, biological process: transmembrane transport. Gene Ontology annotation, molecular function: transmembrane transporter activity.
AUGGCCGGCGCAGCACGGUCACGAUCUCCAUCCUCGACACCAGCCAGCAGGGGAGGCUAUCGAGCCCAGGAAGCUCAGGGAGCCCAAGAGGUUCGGUUCGAGCCCCUGAAUGACAGGCCUGUCGACAUCGAGAAGCAGUCGCUGUCACGACAGCCUCUCAAUGGAGACCCAGGUGGUCCUGGAGAGCCGGGAGGUCCCCCAAGAGACGAGACCGAGCAGCUCUAUAAGCCAAAGAGCCUCCGGUUCUGGCUCACCCUCAUCUGCAAUUUCCUUGCCCUCUUUCUUGUCGCCAUAGAUCGAACCAUCAUCGCCACUGCUGUACCCCGAAUCUCAGACGAGUUCCAGGCCCUGGGCGAUAUCGGCUGGUAUGGCUCCUCAUACAUGUUAACCACGGCUUGUGCCCAGCUGCUGUUCGGCCGAAUCUACAAGUUCUAUGAUAUGAAGUGGUCCUUCUUGUUGAGCAUCAUAGUGUUUGAGAUCGGCUCAGCCAUAUGCGGCGCCGCUCCCAGCUCGACCGUCUUCAUUGUGGGCCGCGCCAUCGCCGGCCUGGGCUCGGCCGGCAUCUUCUCCGGAUGCCUGCUGAUCAUGAUCCCCAUGAUCCCUCUACACCGCCGGCCCGCCUUCCAGGGCAUGUUCGGCAUGGUGUUUGGCCUCGCCUCGGUUAUGGGCCCCCUAAUCGGUGGUGGUUUCACUGGCGGGGUCACUUGGCGAUGGUGCUUCUGGAUCAACCUACCCAUUGGCGCUGUCGCCCUGAUCUUCAUGAUCUUUUUCUGGAAUCCGCCAAAGAUGCCUCAUGAAAGGGUUAGCUGGAUCGUACAUAUCAAGCGGCUAGACCCCCUGGGCAUGUUUUUCUUCAUGCCCGGGACCGUUAGCUUGUUUAUUGCCUUCCAGUGGGCUGGAACGACGUAUGAAUGGUAUGAAUGGAGGAUCAUCGUGCUGCUCUGCGUCUGGGCUGCAUGCACGAUUGCUUUCAUUACAGUCCAGAUCGCGAAACCUGAGACGGCCACGAUCCCUCCAAGGGUGAUCACCCAGAGGAGCGUUGCCUUUGGCACGGCUUUUACCUUCUUCCUGGCCGGCUCCAUGCUGAUGCUGGUGUACUACGUUCCGGUUUGGUUCCAAACCGUCAAGAUGGUAGACCCGAUAAAGUCGGGCAUCUACACCCUUCCCCUGGUGCUGAGCUUGGUCGUUUCGAGUAUCCUGUCAGGAGGCAUCACUCAAAAAAUCGGCUACUAUGUCCCUUCGAUGAUAGCCUCCCCGUCCAUCAUGUCGAUUGGUGAGGGUCUCCUUACCACGCUCAGACCAGACAGCCCUCCCAGUCACUGGGUUUCAUUCCAGUUCCUCUCGGGUUUCGGUCUCGGAUUCGGCAUGCAGACUUCAGGUCUUGCCAUCCAGACCGUACUGCCCAGAGAGGACGUCAGUACCGGCAUCGCUAUCAACUUCUUUGUCCAGCAACUCGGCGGUGCCGUCUUUACAUCGGUCGGUCAGACCAUUCUUACAAACCUAUUGGUUUCCAAGUUAUCACAUAUCCCAGGCUUCAAUCCCAAGGCGAUUGUGGGAGAAGGUGCAACACAGCUCACCGAGAUUGCUCCCAAAGAGUACGUCCCACAGAUCAUCGAGGCCUACAACUACGCCUGCCGACACAUCUUCUUCGCAGCCAUGGGUCUUGCCUUCGUCUCGUUCUUCUGUGCCCUAGGCAUGGAAUGGAGGAGCAUCAAGAAGGGGAGGAACGGUCAAGGACCGCCUGGUCCGGCUAAGCCCCCAGGCUCAGGCGGACCACCUGAACCCAACCCCGACGACCCGGGGCAAGAUAUGGCAGGCGCCGGAGCCGAGGUGAUCAAACUACGCGAGCUGAAGAACAGCACGCCAGAAAGCUCUUCGGCCGAUGGUGUAACACGGAGCUUGAAAUCAAAGUCGAGCCGGACUAGCAGUCCGGAGGAUAACGAGGAAAAGGCCCGAAAAGAAGCCUGGAAGGAGGAGAAACGCCAGGCCACUAUAGAGGGCAGGAAACACGGCGUCCUCGCCAAACCCCCUCUCCAUCCCCAUCACAGCCCGAGGGCUAGUAACGGCACGGUUGCUAGCGUCAGUAUUAGCAGUACUAGCAUGAUGGGUGGUGCACAGGGUCCGAGCCGAAGUCAUAGCAUGAGUAGGAGUCGAAGCCGUAGUCGGGUAACGAACACGACGGAUCGGACUAACGGCGCCAACACCACGAUCAUCUCUACCUCUCAUCCGCAGCAACAUCCUCCUCAAGAUAGGUCACCUACAGACGACAGGCCUGAUCCAGAGUUGGCCGGCGUGUUGAAGGAGUGGGUUGCGUAUGAGAAGGCGCAGGAGAAGAAGGAGAGACGAGAAAAGAGAAGGACGGAGAGGGGUAGGAAGAGGGAGAGGGAUGAGGAUUGGAGGUGGAGUGAGAAGGGGGUUUGGGAGUAUGAUGAGCCGGAGGAUGAGAAGAAGGGAAGAAAGAUGGGAGUGGGGGGCGGAGGAGGAUAG